Molecule: messenger RNA, 237 nt
Organism: Arabis nemorensis
Lineage: Eukaryota; Viridiplantae; Streptophyta; Magnoliopsida; Brassicales; Brassicaceae
Source: the annotation of a GenBank genome assembly
AUGGACAAGCUGAUGAAGAGACCCACCAUAGAUGGCCAGACAUUCUAUGUGGACACACUCACCGACCUCGCACAGGAAGUUUUUUACGAGAUACAUCCCAUUGAUCCUUUGGAAAGGACUUUGGUGAACUCUGUGGUUGAAGAAGGGCAAUUUGAUGAGGUUGCUAAGGGGUAUGCAAGGAUGAUGGAUGCUAGUAAGAAAGUGAUGUCGUUAGUUGCUAAUGUGAAACGACUGUGA